CGUGCGGCAGCAAGAUGGCGGCGGCGGCGGCGGCGGCGGGCGGCAGGAAGAGGAAAGCGCCGCGCGGCACGUUCCUGGCUGUGGCAGGGCGGCGGUGGCGGCGGCGGCCGUCGCCGCGGCGACAGCGGGCUGCGGCGUUGGGCGGGGAGAGCAAGGCGCGUCCGGCAGCCGGCUGGCACCGCAACGAGGAGGUCUCCAGCGACUCCGAGGGGGAGAGCCCGGCGGCGGGCGGGCGCCGGCCGGAGGCGGCGGCAGCGGAGGAGGAGGAGGUGGAGGAGACCCCGCAAGAGAAGAAGCUGCGGCUCGCGAAGCUGUAUUUGGAGCAGCUGCGCCGUCACGAGGAGGAGAGAGCAGAGGAAGAGGCCUUUGCAGAGGAUCUUAUUGGCGACCGCCUAAAGGAAGAUGUGCUUGAGCAGAAGGGCCGAUUACAGCGGCAAGUUGCCAAAGAUGUGCAGCCUCCAGAUCCGGCGAGCAUCCGAGUGUUGCGGGGGCACCAGCUGCCCAUCACCUGCCUUGUCAUUUCUCCAGAUGACAGGUUCAUCUUUUCAGCUGCCAAGGAUGGCUUCAUCAUUAAAUGGGAGGUGGAGAGUGGGAAGAAGCUGUGCGUGGUGCCUGGAAGGAAGAAAGGCACUGAAGAGCAGCAGGUGGGGCACACAGCUCACAUCCUCUGCAUGGCUAUCUCAUCAGACAGCAAGUACCUGGCAACUGGAGACAGGAACAAACUGAUAAUGAUCUGGGAGGCAGCCACCUGCAAACACCUGUACAAGUUCACUGGUCAUCGUGAUGCCGUGUCGGGCCUGUCCUUCCAGAAGGGUACACACCAGCUGUACAGUGCUUCCCACGACCGCUCUGUCAAGGUCUGGAACGUGGCGGAGAAUGCAUACGUAGAAACUCUAUUUGGGCACCAGGACAUCAUCACAGGGCUAGAUGGCCUGAGCCGGGAGUGCUGUGUGACAUCAGGGGGACGAGAUGGCACAGUGCGGGUCUGGAAGAUCCCUGAGGAGUCACAGCUCGUGUUUUACGGGCACCAGGGCUCUAUUGACUGUAUUCAGCUCAUCAAUGAGGAGCACAUGGUGUCAGGUGCAGAUGAUGGGUCCAUCGCUCUGUGGGGGCUGACAAAGAAAAAGCCACUGACGCUAGUGAAGCAGGCUCAUGGCACAUUUGGCUCCCACGGCCUGCAGCAGCCAUACUGGAUCUCAGCGGUGGCUGCCCUGCACAACAGUGACCUUGUUGCCACAGGCUCACACAGUGCCAGCGUGAGGCUGUGGAAAUGCGGCGAGGGAUUUCGGAAACUGGAGCCUCUGUUUGAUGUUCCAAUGGUUGGCUUCGUCAACAGCCUGAAGUUCUCAGCAGCAGGUGACUUCCUGGUGGCUGGCCUUGGGCAGGAGCACCGGCUGGGUCGGUGGUGGAGAAUCAAAGAAGCCAAAAACAGUAUCUGCAUCAUCCCCCUGAAGCAGAGGGCGGGAACAGCUGACAGCUCCUCCCCCGCUUCCUCACUGUCUGCCAACCCUGUCCCCUGAUUCAUUAAAGCCUCUGUUGUUCAUAGA
Molecule: messenger RNA, 1547 nt
Organism: Rhea pennata
Lineage: Eukaryota; Metazoa; Chordata; Aves; Rheiformes; Rheidae
Gene: RRP9
Product: ribosomal RNA processing 9, U3 small nucleolar RNA binding protein
Exons: 15
Coding region: 15-1520 (501 amino acids)
Cellular component (GO): small-subunit processome
Molecular function (GO): U3 snoRNA binding; protein binding
Source: RefSeq, a predicted model, not a curated record